AUGGUGGCGGAACCGGCCGCUGUUGCCGUGCGCGGCGUGACCUUCGACCUGGACGACACGCUGUGGUGUGGUAAGACUGUAAUCCGCAAGGCCAGCGCCGCCUUCCACUCAUAUCUGGCGCAGGCGACGCCUCAGCUAGCAGACAGGUUUCCUCCAGCGGCUUUUGACGAGUUGCUCGUCCAAUUCCAGCGCGCGCUGCCGGACCAUGCGCACGACUACACAUUCCUUCGCAAGUACACGCUGCGUCACUGCGUGGAAGUGUGUGGUGCUCAUGAAUUGAAUCUACACGAUCAAGUAGCGCUUGAGGCGUUUGUGGACGCCGCGUUCCUAUCUUUUCUAUUGCCGCGUAGCCAACCGGAGCCGUUCAGCGGCGUGGAGAGCCUGUUCCACAGCUUGGAGCUGGAGAUCAAGCGGUCAAACGGUAUGAUCGACGUUGCGUCGCCGGUUCUGGGGGUUAUCACCAAUGGAAACUGUGAAAUGGACAAUUUACCAAAGUAUUUCCAGCACCAUAUGCACUUUAUGAUCUCUGCGGAGCUCGUGGGCUCUGCCAAACCUGGACAGGCGAUCUUUGACGCGGCGGUGGCUAAAUUCCCGGCUUCCUACAGUCGCCAGCACCUCGUGCAUGUCGGCGAUCACUACAAAUGCGAUGUGGAAGGAGCCAAACGCGCCGGAUUGAGGACGAUCUGGGUGAAUGCCUCAUGGGCGAAGCCAGAUGCAUUGACUCGAACGGACUUAAGCAAUGAAGACGCAGAGCGCUAUGCUGCUGCAGACGCUAUUGUGAAAGAAGUGAAUAGUGUUCUGCUUGUUGUGGAGCGUUGGAAUUCACUUGCUGCUCGACCAGAGCGAAACGUGUAA
Molecule: messenger RNA, 855 nt
Organism: Phytophthora infestans T30-4
Lineage: Eukaryota; Oomycota; Peronosporomycetes; Peronosporales; Peronosporaceae
Product: haloacid dehalogenase-like hydrolase, putative
Exons: 1
Coding region: 1-855 (284 amino acids)
Source: RefSeq, a predicted model, not a curated record